Asparagus officinalis (garden asparagus) is the source of this 735-nucleotide messenger RNA. RefSeq names its product serine/threonine-protein phosphatase 7 long form homolog. Lineage: Eukaryota; Viridiplantae; Streptophyta; Magnoliopsida; Asparagales; Asparagaceae. The coding region runs from base 1 to 735 and encodes 244 amino acids. The record is from RefSeq and is a predicted model, not a curated record. The transcript is spliced from 2 exons.
AUGCACGUGCCCGAUCGUGUGCUCCAACAAUUUAGGCUACAACAACAUAUCCCGGGCCCUGUGGAGAUAAUAGAGAGAAAUCCCAGAAAAGGUGCACAUCGUCAAGAUUGGGAACAUAUUCAUAGUGCUUACAUCGGGAGGUGGGAUAAUAGGGAAGAACAGUUGGUGAUGGAGAGGGUUGACGCACCUGACCUAGGUGUGUAUUUGCGGUGGUAUUGGGGGAUUACUCGCCGGUGGAUAUUUCAGGAGAACAAAGCCCCUAAGGAAUACAUACCAAGAGGCCCAGUUGAGAGAGAGUUGGUACAAGAGCUCGAAGAACUUUCUACUAUGGCGCAUGAUGCAAUCCGAACGACUACCGAGCCAGGGCCGAGGAACACGUUCCUUCGCAUGAUCAAAAAGAUUCGGUCCGCUCUUCAAAGGACGCGUAAUGCAAGACGAGAUGGACGUGAGGAGCGACCAAUUGAGUACGGUCGUCGCCGGUUCCGAGGACACACAGGGGCAGGCUCAAGCGGUGCACAUGAUGAAGCUGGCGGCUCACAGCAGGCCCAAGCCGGAUGUUCACAGUCGGUUCGAGUCGAUGAGGAUGUCAUGCACUCCAAACUUCACACACAACCGGAUGAGGAACUGAUCCGAGCUCACGUCGAAGGUGAACGUGUCAGGGGGAGAGGGAGGGGGAGAGGGAGAGGGAGUUGUAUCCGAUUGGAACUGGAUAUUAUGUAUCUGAUUGAGUAUUGA